Messenger RNA from Gambusia affinis (western mosquitofish), 1852 nucleotides. Its product is annotated as protein FAM177A1. Lineage: Eukaryota; Metazoa; Chordata; Actinopteri; Cyprinodontiformes; Poeciliidae. The record is from RefSeq and is a predicted model, not a curated record. The transcript is spliced from 5 exons. The coding region runs from base 518 to 1048 and encodes 176 amino acids.
ACUGUUCAGACGUUGGCAGCAUGAAGAAAAUCAUGAGAUACUAAAAAAAAUUAAAUAAAAAAAAUCAUGAGAUACUGCCACAAAUGUGUCUGGAUCUUAGUGACAAUGGAACUGAUGACAUCACAUGCACUGUAAGGGCAACAGCUGAAUGACCCUCGAAUGACUGAUUGUUUAUGUAUUGUAUUCUUUUAUGACCCCAUGUUAAGUCCUGUUCUCAUGCCGUGAGGAAUAAAAGAGGGUGUGACUCAAACGUACUGUGUCAGACAGAAGGUUUCCAACGUUUGGCAAAUAGACGUGACAGUAAACUCUUGACAUUCCUCAACGAUAAGCCCGGCCUCCAGUGACGGCUCUCGUCAUGAGUUAAGGUUCGCUCUGUUUGUCCUCUCGGGUUUCAGGACUCAUCCGGUAUCCUGCAGUUGGAUUUUCUUCACAGACACUCGACGUCGAUCGAUGCACUCAGUGCAGCUGUGGUAUUCUACACCACUCCAUAAAGACCGGGCCUCUUAUUGCCUGAAGAAUGAACACAGACAGCCAGCAGGAAGUUUCUCCACAAGAGCAGGAGACCGAGUUUGACGGUCCACCUUUGCAAAAGCAGAAGAGGAUCAUCUACUUCUCCAGCGGUGAAAGUCUGGAGCUGGAGGACUCUGAAGAAGACGAGGCAGAGGAGCAGAAGUCACACAGAACCUCCUUUGAAGAGCCAAAGAAGAGGAACCGGCUGUCGUUUAAGAAUGUUGCCAUUCUAGUUGGGAGGAUGUCACUGCUGGCUUGUGAUUUCCUUGGAGAGAGACUGGCCGGAGCUCUUGGGCUGAAUGGAGCCAAAUAUCAACAUGCGGUAGAUCGAUAUUACCGUGAGCAGAAGAUUACAGGUCACCAUUUGGGAGAUCAGGCAGAGAACACUCAGCUCUCCCCUGGGCUAGAAGGGGGUCACUAUGGAGCCACGGGAGGCGUGAGGAGUUCCUCUGAUCCUGGCGAGAGCCGCGAUGACGGACAUGGAGACAAACACCAAGGAUGCCAAAACAGAGCCUAUCAACGCGACGAGGACAACUAGCCAUAAAGCCGCAGAACUGAAAACAGAGAGGAAUGUGAAAACCUGACGUGCAAUGUGGAUUUCGGUUUGAUACUUUAAUAAUAGCCAACGUGUUUUGAGGGAGAGCAAAGACAUUGAGGAAACCGAUGUCGGUGGCAGAAAUGCAUAAAAUGCAUUCCUAGGAUUCUGGAGGUACCAGAGGAAAUGCUGCUGAGUCCAUUGUUUUCUCUACGUGUAAGGAGAAAAAAGGAAAAAACAAUGGCAAAGACCUACCCCUCCCCAACCUAUUGCUGAGUGCAGCUGACAACAAUAGGACUGUUUCCACUUUUUGGAAUGCAGACGAGGAAGACAAAUUCAUCACAUGAAAUUAAAAAUACGAGAAUGUUAACAGCUCGGCCACCUCGGCAGAUUGCCUGACUAAUUAUUCUGCUAAUAUCAGCAUCGCUAUGCACAGUGAGCAUUUGAAACUUCUACUAUAUUUAGCCAGAUUUAUUCUGUAUUUUUGCAUAAGUUUGUAUAUUUAUUGAUUCUUGAGAAGAGGGACACAACAUGUCUGCUGGACAAAGGACAUACUUUGAAUAAAAUAUAUUCAAAAUAUAACUUCCUCAAAUAACUGAAUAAACUGACCUGCCAAUGUCACCACAUCAGUGGAUGUAUUCAUGGUGUUUGCUGAGUGUUUUUUAUUUUAAACAUUGUAGUAGGUGGAUGGUGUCUGUAAAAGUCAUUGUCCUGGAGCAGAACUCGAUACAUUAACAUGGUUUAAAAGAAUUCUAACAUAAAAUGUCAUGACAACUAAAUAUAAAUAUUCAAAUAAAUAAUUUCAUA